Molecule: messenger RNA, 1134 nt
Organism: Tarenaya hassleriana
Lineage: Eukaryota; Viridiplantae; Streptophyta; Magnoliopsida; Brassicales; Cleomaceae
Exons: 5
Coding region: 129-923 (264 amino acids)
Source: RefSeq, a predicted model, not a curated record
CUCGUGUUAAGAUUCAGUUGUUGUUGUUUUGUCAUGUCGUGUUCUGACAUUUGCUUGCGGCUGAGCCUCUGAUAGUCAAAUUUUACUCAUCACUACUAGUAAACCCACCGACCAAGAACACGAGAAAAAUGGUAACAGCUCUUUCCAUCAAUCCCUUCGUCGCCGGUCCCAAAGCACUCGCCGGUCAAACAAGACUCCGGCCAAGUCGCGGGAAUGAUGCGGCCGGAGUACGUUGCAGCGGAGGGAAUUCGGAGACGAGCAAGGAAUCGGAGCCGGAGAACGCACUGCUGAAGAUGGCAUGGUACGGAUCGGAGCUACUAGGGAUGGCGGCUUCAGCUUUACGGCCGGCGGCGAGGAGAGGAGCGGAGGAACCUCGGCAUCGGUGCGAGAUGGUAGUGGACUGCUCGGGAAGGGUGGUUAGGGUGGCGGUGGUGGACGCGAUUAAGCAGGACUUCAAGAGGUCGUACUUCGUCACAGGUAAAGUAAUGUCUCGGGAUUUGUGUGUGGUCAGGAUCCGACAUGGGAGGAGGAGGGAAGACGAGUAUUUUUGGUUGAUUGAUCCAGGGGACAUGACAACGGGGGUGUACGAGGAGGACUGUGAGUUCGCUGAUCCGGCGGGUUCCUUCAGAGGUGUCCGGCGUUUCAAACGGAACUGCGGCAAUUUCGGUGCGCUUAUCGACAGAUCCAACAUGAAGCUUAUGAAAUGGGAGGAUUUCGACGAGAGAGGAGUCGGGCACUGGCGGUUCAGUUGUGUCAUGUCGUUCCCAUGGAAGCCCAUUCUCUCCGCAACUGGGUACACGGAGUACUACUACGAUGCGGAGUCUGGAAAAAUAAGCAGGCACGUAGAGCACUGGAAUGUUCCCAAGACGGCCCUCUUCAAGCAACUUCUCAGACCCAGCCGUGGCCGGAAGGCCCGCCCUUGACCCACCUUUCCCAAUUCCGUACACUUAGAAAACACAUAAAGAGAAGAGAAGAGGUAACACUCCCCUCCUCCCGUGUGGAUUAUACUGUGAAGAGAGAGCAAGUGAGAAAGGGAGUCAACAAAACGAGAACAUUCCUUCCAUGUAUCAGAACAUUCAUUCUGCUGUGAUGUGGAAAUCUAACUAAAUAAACGCACAGCUUGAAAUUCGCAAA